AUGAACGGCCCACUCCAACUAGCGUUCUUUGCUGUCAAACUCCUCAGUCUCCGCGCUCUGAUGGCCCCAGAAACUCCUGAGUUAAAGUCAAAUUCAACUUCAUGUCUUUGCUAUCAUUAUCCCAGUGCUCUUGUGGAAGGCGAGUCCUUCGUGAACUUGAUGGCUCAACUCAGCUCUACUACCUUACGCAAUUUCUGGCCUCGCCACAGCCGGACAAACUUGAUCAUCUCAACUAAUUUCGUCAUUUACUUAUUCUUCUGUGGAUCUACUGAAGAACAAGUUGCAAAGGCGUACGAUCUACUCCAGAAGCAUCAAGGCGCCCUGCGCGAAAUGGUGAAGAUCUCAGACUGGGCCACUAUUGGGUUGGUUCGGCCAUCACUUUUGAGAACCGAAUCAUUCUUUCAUGGGGCUGUUAAAGGUAUUAGGUUAGCUGAAAAGUGACCAUUACGCCUUGGCUUCGACUAUCAAAAAUAUUCGUGUGAUAAAGCGAAGGAGAACUAUCUGUUUUGAUUGCGG
Hyaloscypha bicolor E is the source of this 516-nucleotide messenger RNA. RefSeq lists its product as uncharacterized. Lineage: Eukaryota; Fungi; Ascomycota; Leotiomycetes; Helotiales; Hyaloscyphaceae. The transcript is spliced from 3 exons. The coding region runs from base 1 to 441 and encodes 146 amino acids. The record is from RefSeq and is a predicted model, not a curated record.